Tribolium madens (black flour beetle) is the source of this 4573-nucleotide messenger RNA. RefSeq lists its product as uncharacterized. The record is from RefSeq and is a predicted model, not a curated record. Gene Ontology annotation, biological process: response to oxidative stress. NCBI's taxonomy places the organism in Eukaryota, Metazoa, Arthropoda, Insecta, Coleoptera, Tenebrionidae. Gene Ontology annotation, molecular function: peroxidase activity; heme binding. The transcript is spliced from 9 exons. Bases 145 to 4269 code for a protein of 1374 amino acids.
UCGUGGAUUUCCAGAGAGCACAAGAGUUCGCGUUGUGAAACAGACGAGAGCUGUUUGUUGGUCCUCCAAGUUGUUUUCCGAGAGUGGUGCGAUUAUGUGUGUGGAUUUAUCUCGGUUGUGAAUUUUUCUCCUUCUUUUUGUGACAUGGAGGUGACGUUUGGAUUAGCCCUUUUGGCCCUCUUUCCGGCCGCCCUUUCCACCACCAACAUCACCGCCUACACCCGCGCCCUCCCAUCCGAACUCAAACCAACGGUCAGGGCCGCUCUGGGGGCGGAACUACACACGCCCCGCCCUUGCCAAUCACACGAUACUAUCCCUUGUCCGCCUAAUAAAUACAGGCGGCCGUCAGGCGAAUGUAACAAUGUUCGGCACGCCCAUUGGGGCACUCGGGGAGUUCCAUUCUUACGACUCCUCCCACCCGAUUAUGCCGAUGGGCGGAGUCAGCCGCGCCAGUCUGUUACGACUCAUGCUUUACCAAGUCCCUUGGACGUGACUGUGACCUUGCAAACGGUACCGGCCACUCCCCAUGAGUCAGUCACCGCCCUUUUGGGGGCGUGGAGCGAGUUAUUACUCCAUGAUUUGGCGAGUACUGGGAAUUUGAAGAGUCAGGAUUGUUGCAGCGAUGAGAGGAAGCAUGGAGAGUGUUAUGGGAGGGUGGGGCAUGGCCAGUGCAGGGAAUAUAUGCGGACGUUGCCGGCCAUUGACAUGGACGACUGCGAUUUUAAGUACCGAAAUCAGAUGAACUUGGCCUCGUCCUUUUUGGACGCUUCGGCCAUUUACGGAAAUACCGACCAACAAGUCGAAAAAUUACGAACGUACGAUGCCGGUCUUGUCAAUGUCUCGGCUUGUACCUCGUGUCGCUCCAACGCCCUCUAUUCGGCCAUUUUGAAAGAACACAAUCGAGUUGCCAUUAAUUUAGCCCAAUUGAACCGUCAUUGGACCGACGAAACUUUAUUCCUAGAGAGUAAACGAAUCGUGACAGCUAUGCUUCAACACAUCACCUAUAACGAGUUUCUUCCAAUUGUAUUGGGCAAUGAAGCCAUCGUACAGUCCGACCUCCAAUUACAAAGUCAUGGGCGGUUUUCAAAAUACUCGAGCUCGCACAGGGCUGGGGUUUACAACGAGGUGGCUAUGAGUGCUCUCCCCGCCCUCCUUUCGAUGAUCCCUUCCACUUUGAUGAACGAAACUGUUGAAAGUUUCGCCGAAAUGGUGGAUGUUUUGAUUAGAACACCGGCGCAAAGUCCCAGUAUGCACAUGAUGGUACCAUUGCGCGCGGAUUGGGACACGGCGGCCCUUUUCGUCCAUAUGGGACGCGACCAUGGGAUUCCCCCUUACACCCAGUAUCUCGCAAAGUGCCAAAAUCUCACAAUUGGGGAUUUUGACGACUUUACCAAAUCUGGAAUUAGCCCCGAAUUGGUCAAAGCCUUGAAGUACCUCUACCAAGUACCAGAAGAUGUUGAUCUCCUAGUUGGUUCAUUGUUGGAAAGACCGAUUCCUGGGGCUAUCGUUGGAGGAACCCUCGAGUGUCUCUUACGCGAACAAUUUAUUCUUUUGAAGCAAAGUGACCGGUUUUGGUACGAAAAUGAUUUACCCCCGAGUUCGCUAACAACGGAACAAUUAGCCGAAAUUAAGAAAGUAUCUCUGGCUGGGUUAUUGUGUGCAAACACUGACGAUUUGGAUAAGAUUCAACCCAAGGCUUUCGUCCAGGAGGAUCCUUAUUUGAACGCUAGAUUGUCGUGCGACCAACACCCUCUCCCCCAACUAACCCCCUGGUUGGAGAUGGACCACAUGGCCGACCUCUCGGAAGACCUCCUCAUGGAAGCCCUCGUCAAAGCCGAACAAGACGUCCUCGAGCGUCGCAAAACCGAAUACGAGCUGUGGGCCACCGUCGGGGGCAUUGACCCCAAAUCCCCCGCUGGGACCGCCGCCUCCUUCAGCAAAGCCAACAAACAGGCCCUUAAACUCGCAAACACGUCUUUACUAUUCGAGUUUGCCUCCAACGAAAUCAUCAAUUCGUUAAUGCACCGGCGAAGACGACGCCAACUUUUCGACAAUAACGUCAUUUCGUCGGUGUUUCGUGACGAACUCUCAGACGGGUUGCAAAAUGUCGAUAUUUCAUCAUUAAUCCCAGCCAACGCGAUUGAUUUAGACACGCAUUGUGAUGAGACCGCCCCUUGCGACCCUAACACCCCCUACCGGACGAUGACCGGCCAUUGUAACAAUUUACGGAAUCCUAAUUGGGGCAAAAGUCUCACCACGUUCACCAGACUCCUCCCUAGCGCCUACGAUGACGGUAUAUCUAAACCACGCCUUUUGGGCGUGACCGGAGCCCCUCUCCCCUCCCCUAGAAUCGUCUCCACCCUCAUCCACCCCGAUAUCAGCAACCUCCACUCCAGAUACACCCUCAUGGUCAUGCAAUUUGGUCAAUUCCUGGACCAUGAUUUGACUAUGACACCCAUCCAUAAGGGUUUCCAUGAGUCCAUCCCGGAUUGCCGGUCAUGUGACAGUCCCCGGACUGUCCACCCGGAAUGCCACCCUUUUCCCAUCCCCCCCUCCGAUCACUACUACCCGGAAAUCAAUAUCACUUCCGGUCAAAGAAUGUGUUUCCCGUUCAUGAGAUCCCUUCCCGGCCAACUCCAUCUCGGACCGAGGGAACAAGUCAACCAAAACACGGCCUUCUUGGAUGCCUCCCAAAUCUACGGUGAAAACCCAUGUGUUUUGAAAGAUUUGAAAGGCAUAGGGGGGCGGAUGAAUUGCACGCAACGCCCCCUCAAACUCAAGGACCUCCUCCCUCAAAGUGACCACCACCCAGAAUGUAAAGCCGCCAGUGGGUUGUGUUUCAUAGCCGGAGAUGGACGAGCUUCAGAACAACCCGGUUUAACCGUAAUUCAUACAAUUUUCAUGCGGGAACAUAACCGGCUUGUUGAUGGGAUAAAACAGGUUAACCCUCAUUGGGACGAUGAGAAGUUAUUCGAGCAUGCGCGUCGGAUUAUGAUAGCCGCUAACCAACACAUAACCUACAAUGAGUGGUUACCUAGACUUUUGAGUUGGAAUGCGGUUAAUUUGUAUGGGUUGAAACUCCUCCCUCAGGGUUACUACAAGGAUUACAACCCGUCGUGUAACCCUGCGAUUCUGACUGAAUUCGCAGCAGCGGCUUUCCGGAUUGGUCACUCGUUACUCCGCCCUCAUAUCCCGCGUCUAAGCCCCUCCUACCAGAUCAUAGACCCUCCUAUUCUCCUCCGGGACGGUUUCUUCAAACCUGAUAUGCUCCUCCAAACCGGAAUGGUGGACGAAAUCGCCAGAGGCCUUGUUUCCACACCAAUGGAAACUCUCGAUCAGUUUAUAACCGGCGAAGUAACCAAUCAUUUAUUCGAAGACCGGAAAAUCCCCUUCUCGGGGGUGGAUCUAAUCGCACUCAACAUUCAACGAGGGCGUGACCACGGAAUCCCCUCCUACAACAACUACCGUGCUUUAUGUAACCUCAAACGAGCGUCAAACUUCGAGGAUUUAGCCCGGGAAAUCCCCCCCGAGGUAAUCGCCCGAUUUAAACGAAUCUACCCGACUGUGGACGAUAUAGACUUGUUCCCGGGCGGUUUAAGCGAACGACCCCUUCAAGGGGGCCUCGUGGGCCCCACUUUCGCCUGCAUCAUAGCAAUCCAGUUCCGCCAACUGCGCAAAUGUGACCGGUUUUGGUACGAAAACCAAGACUCGAGUGUGCGAUUCUCCGAACCCCAACUAGCCGAAAUCCGCAAGGUCACACUCGCGAAAAUUAUCUGUGAUAAUCUAGACGUCCAUGGAGACAUGCAACGCGCCGCCUUUGACCUCCCCAGUAAUUUCCUCAAUCCCAGAGUGCCAUGUGAUUCGCUCCCGAAGCUCGAUUUCGGGGCGUGGCGCGAGUCAGUGGGCUCGGGGUGUGUCAUAGGUGACCGCAUGGUGGAUGUGGGCCAAUCAGCGUUCCCGUCGCCAUGCACGAGUUGCAUUUGUACACAGGAGGGGGGCCAGUGUGCAUCGCUACGAGUCACCGAUUGCUCGCAGCUGUUGAGGGAGUGGCCUAAGGAGGUGGUGCUAAGGGAUGAUGUGUGUUCGGCCCAAUGCGGGUUCUUGUUGAGGAAUGAGGGACCGCAACCCGGCUUGAAUACCGAUUUGACGCCGCCUCCGAGGCAUUUAAGGGCGAGGCAGUUAGGACGGCCUCCCAGGAUUCCAAAUAGGAGUUUUAACGGAUUUGGGGAGUUUAAGUUACCGGAUUUGUCGGUGUUUGUGGCCAAGUGAACAAAAAGUGGACAAAUUAUUUAUGAAUUUUUCGAUGAACGAGGGACUAAAAUGGGGUUGUAAAUAAAAUGAGGGCCUCGGGGAAGUUUUUUAUAGAAAUUUGAGUGAUUGUGAUUCGAGAAAAGGCACUAGAAAUGUUACCAACUUUAGGGUUAAUCCAAUUUGUGUCUUAGUUUUUGUACUUGUAUUUUAUAUCUUAUUGUUGUUUUGUAUACAGUUUACACUGCCUUCUGUACUAUUAUUCUCUACUCUGUUGUUAAUACUUGUACUCCUCUUACAUAAUUAAACUAUCAUUAUUUUUUUA